Engraulis encrasicolus (European anchovy) is the source of this 4639-nucleotide messenger RNA. It is a transcript of the gene prdm15, whose product is annotated as PR domain containing 15. Gene Ontology annotation, biological process: regulation of DNA-templated transcription. Lineage: Eukaryota; Metazoa; Chordata; Actinopteri; Clupeiformes; Engraulidae. The record is from RefSeq and is a predicted model, not a curated record. The transcript has 26 exons. Gene Ontology annotation, molecular function: RNA polymerase II cis-regulatory region sequence-specific DNA binding; protein binding; DNA-binding transcription factor activity, RNA polymerase II-specific. The coding region runs from base 70 to 3822 and encodes 1250 amino acids.
ACGGAGCGGAUUGGAACCCGGAGUCAGGAUUCACUGAAUGUGUAGUCGUUUGAAAAACAGCUUGUCAUAAUGGCAGAGCAGGCCACAGAUGAAUUUAUAUGGUGUGAGGACUGUGGCCAGUAUCACGAUGCGGAGUGUCCUGAAAUCGGCCCUGUGGUCACUGUCAACGACUCACUAGUCCUCAGCAGAGCUCGGUCCUCCCUUCCAGACAGUUUACAGAUCCAGCCGUCGCAGGAGGGUGCGGAGGGAGUGUUUGUCCUCCGCAAGCUGGUCAAGCGCACACGCUUCGGGCCUUUCGAGGCCAAGAGAGUGCCACACCUGGACAAACAAGGCACUUUCCCACUGAGGAUAUUUAAAAAGGACGGUACGACAAUCUGGUUUGACACGUCCAAUGAGGACGAUUGUAAUUGGAUGAUGAUGGUGAGGCCCGCCACUGACCACACCCACCAGAACCUGACGGCCUAUCAGCAGGAUGACGAGGUCUACUUCAACACAUCACAGGAUGUGCUCCCAGGGGUGGAGUUGCGUGUGUGGUAUGGGGCCUUCUACGCCAGGAAGAUGGAGAAACCAGUUCUCAAACCACCUGUCACUUUACCUGCACCAGAGACACAGGUGACGCCCACCACGCAACCUGACACACCUACGCCCCCGCUGGCCAAGGAGAGCGAGGCAGACCAGUUGCUGCUGCUGCACCUGUCCACUGUGAAGGCCGUGGAGUCCCCACUAGUGGAUGCCAAUGACACCCCAGUCCUCCCAGAGUCGACGGUAGACGGCCUGGAGAGCUCACUGGACAUCAAAGAAGCAGCCACCGCCACCGCCGACGUCACACACGCCACCGCCGACGUCACACACGCCACCAUCUCCACGGUUACCCCCGUAGCCGCCCCCGCCAUGACCCCUCUCACUAUCACCGUCACGGAACCCAAGAGGAGGCCUGGGCGAGGUCGAAGGCCAAAGGUCACCAAAGGCAGGGCUGCUGCGGCUCACAAGGACACAGCCAAAGGCUCCAUCCCUGUGGCACAGCCUGAUGCGGCCCUCCCUACCCCCACCCCCACCACAGAUGCCCCUCAGCUGGAGCUGGACAAAGUGGACGAGCAGCACAUGAUCGACGUCGACGGCAAGGAGUUCAAGCUGGUGCAGAUCACACGCAAGACUGGGCUGAGGCGGCAUGUGGGGGGUGGUAGGCCAGCAGGUCGGCAUGGCGACCAUAAGCGCGUCUACCAGUGUGCUCUCUGCAACAAGGUCUUCCAGAACAGCAGCAACCUCAACCGACACAUCCGCUCUCACGGUGACAAACUCUUCAAAUGUGACGAGUGCGAGAAGAUGUUCAGUCGGAAGGAGAGCCUGAAGCAACACAUCUCCUACAAGCACAGCAAGAACGAGUCGGAUGUGGAGCACAGGUACCAGUGUAACACCUGUGAGAAGUUCUUCCGGGUCGAAAACGCGCUAAAGUUCCAUAACUGCAGAACAGACGACAAGACGUUCCAAUGUGAGAUCUGCUCGCGGUUCUUCUCGACCAAUAGCAACCUGUCGAAGCACAAGAAGAAGCAUGGGGAGAAGCUGUACGCAUGCCAGGUCUGCAACAAGAUGUUCUACCGCAAGGACGUCAUGCAGGACCACCAGCGACGACACGUCAUGGGGCCGAAGAGCUUGAGGAGGGAAGAGCUGGAGACCAGCGGGGAGGAGAAUACCAAGUACCGCAAGGAGCCCUCCGCAUGCCCCAUAUGUGGCAAGGUGUUCUCGUGCCGGAGCAACAUGAAUAAGCACCUGUUGACCCACGGAGAUAAGAAGUACACCUGUGAGAUCUGCGGACGCAAGUUCUUCAGAGUCGACGUCCUGCGAGACCACAUACACGUACACUUCAAGGACAUUGCUCUGAUGGACGAGCAGGAGAGGGAGGAGUUUAUCAGGAAGAUCGGCAUCUCCAUGGAAACCAGCGACGACAACACAGACGAGGAAGACGGCAAAGACGACCCAGAGCACCACAGAUACACAUGCAAGAAAUGCCAGGUGACGUUUGCGAAGGGCCGUGACUACCUGAAGCACAUCAUGGACCUGCAUAAGGAGCGCGGCUACGGCUGCGUCAUCUGCAAUCGCCGCUUCGCCCUCAAGGCCACCUACAACGCCCACCUCGUCAUCCACCGCGAGCAGCUGCCCGACCCUGCUGUGCAGCGCUAUAUCCACCCGUGUGAAAUGUGUGGGCGGAUCUUCAACAGCAUUGGCAACCUGGAGAGACACAAAAUCAUCCACACAGGUGUGAAGAGCCAUAGUUGUGAGCAGUGUGGCAAGUCGUUUGCCCGUAAGGACAUGCUGAAGGAGCACCUGAGAGUACACGACAACAUACGAGACUUCCUCUGUGCAGAGUGCGGAAAAGGCAUGAAGACUAAGCAUGCUCUUCGUCACCACAUGAAGCUGCAUAAGGGUAUUAAGGAGUACGAGUGUAAAGAGUGCAACCGCAAGUUCGCCCAGAAGGUCAACAUGCUCAAACACUACAAGAGGCACACAGGUAUAAAGGACUUCAUGUGUGAGCUGUGUGGAAAGACCUUCAGUGAGAGGAACACCAUGGAGACACACAAACUCAUACACACAGUGGGUAAGACGUGGUCGUGUGCGGUGUGUGAUAAGAAGUAUGUGACCGAGUACAUGCUCCAGAAACACAUGCAGCUGACGCACGAGAAGGUGGAGGCCCAGAGCUGCCACCUGUGUGGCACCAAGGUGUCCACGCGCGCCUCCAUGAACAGGCACAUGCGGAGAAAACACCCAGAGGUGGUGAUGGUGAGGAUCGAUGAGUUUGACAGCCUCGGGACCUCCACCAUAGACGCCUCCACCAUCAGCAUCGUGCAGCCCGGCCUGACCCUGGAGAAGUCGUCUCUGGCGGGAGAGAAGCCGGCGCGCGCCUCUCGCCCCUCCAGGAAGAAACAGAAGCUGCUGCCCCCACCAGAGGGCCCCCCCGAACUCAGCUCCGACUCCGACGAGUACGCCGACUUCACAGCCAAAGGAGCCGCCGACUUUGUAGGGACGGUUGGGGACGAGACCAGCUCGGCCGUGCAGAGCAUACAACAGGUGGUGGUCCUGACGGAGCCCAACCCCGCCUCCUCUGCCUCCUCCCCGUCCCCCUCCGUGGGGCUCCCUGGCAUCACGGUGACCUCCCUCGGUCCUCCCGUCACCCCCUGCAGCAUCUCCGGCGCCCCGGCCCAGUUCACCAGCCUGCAGCCGGUCACCGUGGGACCCCUGACGCCCUCCGACCCCUCACGACCCCUGACCCUCGACAGCUCUGGCAUCCUCACCGUGACCUUUGACACCGUCAGCGGGUCGGCCAUGCUGCACAACACCCGCGCGCCGCACGAGCUGACGACGGUGGAGGGGGUCGGGGUCAGCAUGGGGGCACCGGGGGUCGUUGGGGGGUCGACGGUUGCCACUACGGCAGCGGGCCCCCAGUCCGUGGCCCACUUCAUCAACCUCACCACCUUCGUGAACCCCAUCUCCCACCAGCUGGAGCAGCCCGCCCUCACCUGGCGGCCCGUCACCCCUGCCGACGGAGCCCCACACCUGGCCCCGACGACCGCCGGAGCCCUGGACACCAGCCAGACGGCAGUGGUGGUGGAGCAACAGGUGGGUGUGGGAGCGACGGCAGUUCCAGCGCAGGUGCAGGUGCAGGUCCAAGCCCAGGGCACCGUGCAGCAGUUGGCCCCACAGCAGCAGGUGGUGGUGGAGCAGACGCAGCAAAUCCAGGUCCAGGCUUCAGCUGGGCCUACACAACAACAACAGCAGCAACAGCAGCAGCAGCAGGCCGCACAGGCCCAGCAGAUGUUCAGCUACUGAGGGAGAUCACAGCCUGUAGUAGUCUACAAACAGCCUCCCCACUCGCUAGUCGACCCAUGGCUGCAGUCCAUCUACUGUAGGGGGUGCUGUCGAGCGAGCGAGCGCAGCCCAUUCCAUUCUGAAUGGAUUCUGUGCUCCUCCAUUGGCGCCCCUAGAGUGCAGUACCACCCGGAAAAGUCGCUAGUGAACUCUCUCGUCAUAUCCAUACAACCUGAGGAGAUCCUCAGUUGAAGCUCUGGGUUAGCCUUCGUCUGUGCUAGCUAGAUAGCUAGCUAGCUCACAAAACCACAGGUACUGCAGAUGGCUACUGACUAGGGUUGCCAACCGUAUCGUGAAAUACGAAAUCAUCCCAUAUUUAGAAAUAAAAAUUCGGCUUUGUAUCGAGCUGAAACGGGACACAGUUUUGUCAAAAUGCAGGAAAUUGCAGCUAAGAAAUGAAUUAUUUCCUGUGGGAAUGAUGUGACCUCUAUUUGUUUUCACAGACAGUUGGCAACUCUACUACUGACAGAGGUCUAUCUCUGGGCUAUGUAUCUACUCAGAAACUACAGACACUGCAGUUGUUCAGCCAAGGAAAUGAGCUCUUGGUGUCACUAGAGCUUCAGCCGCUGUCUGCUAGCUCAGAUAGGCACACAUGCUAGAUAUUCAUCUCAAAUGCAGACACCACAGUGUAGGUGUAUGUAGAUUAGCACAGCAGACACUUUACAUUACACAUUACAGCAAGUGAGAGACGUGUCUCUCUGGCCACUAUAACCUGUUCAGACACAGACUCAGUUUAUAUCCAGCCAUGAAAUAAUAAAACAACAAAAAAGAUUUUAAA